Molecule: messenger RNA, 329 nt
Organism: Paramuricea clavata
Lineage: Eukaryota; Metazoa; Cnidaria; Anthozoa; Malacalcyonacea; Plexauridae
Source: the annotation of a GenBank genome assembly
AUGCUUUAUCUCGCCGCGGUAGAAUACCGUGAAGCGAACGGAUUAACUCUUGGCGAUCUGGAUUUUGCGCGCUCGACGAUCGAGUCGGUCGCAAAGAGUAUAAAAUCGAGACCCACGUGGUGGUUUUCUGGCAGUCAGUUUAUGCUCAGGGAUGGAACUGAUUCGUUAAAGAACAAGCCAAGCCCAAAACCUAGGAAUCUGAAUAAAUUCAAUGAAGCGAUGGACCAAGUUGAGCGCGCUAUGGCCCAGGCAGAACUGUCCAGAAAAACAGCGAAACUGACUGAUCUGAGAAAAGAUAUCACGGGGGCGGUAAACAGAGGAAAUGUGAG